GCCACUUCAAAAACCUAUCUAGCCAUUUUUUGGACACAGUUUGGCUACUUAGGUUACAGCCGAGAUGGCAACAGCUGCUCAGUGCUGCGGGAAGUAUUUCGCGGAUGAAGUAGCACGGCGGAUUCUGUACAUUUGAUCGUCGGCCGUCGUUCACCGCGCGCACGGCACGGCGCGACUCCGCCGCGAACUUAGCAUGCGCGAUUCUGUGUUCCACAUUCGAAAUUUGUUUUAGUGUAGCCAAGUGUAAAUGACAGUUCAAUAUUGUGUGAACGAGUAAGUGCGUGUAAAAAUGAUGUUUAAUGUGAGGCUCUUAGUUCUGGGUGGUUUACUUCUAUUUAUAAGGCAAGCACAAACAGCGGCAAGUCAUCAUGAUGACGAAAGCAUAUCAGCGGAAUCUUCAGAGUCGUCCACGGAAGUGUCAGUGGUGUCGGUCAGCUCAUCAUCGUCAGCGUCCUCGGAGGAGCUACACGAGGGCUCGGGGGAAGAUCCACCUGAUCCAUCGCCAUCCACACCGACGAAGAAUGAAACUCGAGAAGCUCUUAAAACAGAUGGCAGUGAACAAGAUCCCGUGGUAUUUUUAUCAGAGAAGAACAGCUACAUCCCUGUGAGCAUAAAGCCUCGUUCACCUGCUGCUGAGAAUGCAUGGCGGGAACCGCCGGCGUGGGAGCGCGAAUACCGUCGCCAUAGAACUAAUACCAGCAGAGUACAAUAUAUUGAAGCAGAAUGCCAGGAUGAUUUUAUGAAGAUUAGAGUUGGAUUCAACGGGUCGUUUGCUGGACUGGUGUAUUCAGCAGGUUAUUCCUACGACCCGGAUUGUAUGUACAUCAACGGUACAGGGCGUGACUACUACGAGUUCUACAUCCAAUUAAAUAGAUGCGGCACGUUGGGCAGAAACAGCCAACACGAUGAUAACAGGAAACAUCCUACUAAAAACCUGAUGUGGAACACAAUCACGGUACAGUACAAUCCAUUAAUUGAGGAGGAGCAGGAUGAGCACUUCAAGGUCACCUGCGAGUAUGGAUACGACUUUUGGAAAACUGUCACCUUUCCUUUUCUCGACGUUGAGGUAGCAACGGGUAAUCCAGUGGUAUUCACACUGCAGCCGCCUGAGUGCUAUAUGGAGAUCCGGUCCGGGUACGGCGCUACCGGCGCCAGGGUUUCAGGUCCGGUGCGAGUUGGCGAUCCUCUUACCCUGCUUAUCUAUAUGAGGAGUGCUUAUGACGGGUUCGAUAUAGUGGUGAACGACUGUUUCGCCCAUAACGGUGCCACAAAGCGGAUUCAGCUUAUAGACGAAUAUGGGUGCCCAGUGGAUGAUAAACUUAUAUCACGAUUCCGCGGCUCGUGGUCGGAAUCCGGCGUGUUCGAGACGCAGGUGUAUGCGUACAUGAAAACGUUCCGGUUCACCGGCUCACCAGCCCUCUACAUAGAGUGUGAUGUGCGGAUGUGUCAUGGAAGGUGUCCUUCGCAGCCGUGCCACUGGCGCAACAUGAAGAGCGUGCGGCGGCGGUCGGUGGAGGCGGCGCGGCCCGCCAGCGUGGCGCCGCGCCUCUCCGAGAACAUCUCGCUGUUCCAGUCGCUGCGCGUGCUGCACGAGGGCGAGGAGGACGCGCAGUUCUCAUCUAACACGAGCGUGUCGGCGGAGGGGCAGACGUGCGUGCGGACGUCGGUGGUGUCGGCGCUGGCGGUGUCGUGCGGCGCGCUGCUGGCGGCGCUCGGCGGCGCGCUGCUCGCGGCCGCGCGCGCGCUGCGCCGCCACCGCCGCGCCGCCGCCGCCGCCGCCGCCGCGCCGCUGCACGCCUACGUGCCGCACAAGGGACGGAUCAAGUAA
Molecule: messenger RNA, 1828 nt
Organism: Galleria mellonella (greater wax moth)
Lineage: Eukaryota; Metazoa; Arthropoda; Insecta; Lepidoptera; Pyralidae
Exons: 13
Coding region: 290-1828 (512 amino acids)
Source: RefSeq, a predicted model, not a curated record